Molecule: messenger RNA, 1221 nt
Organism: Acanthosepion pharaonis
Lineage: Eukaryota; Metazoa; Mollusca; Cephalopoda; Sepiida; Sepiidae
Source: the annotation of a GenBank genome assembly
AUGCGACCAAACGAAAUAUUAUCAGAGGUAGCUGAAAUUGUAUCUUUCAUUGAUCUAGUUGUAGUGGCCUUUGAGGUAUUCUUCCACCAUACAUUUCAUUCUCUCAGUUUUAACCUUUUCUUUUCCACUUUUCUUUUUUUCUUUCAUUCUUUCUUACCUCUCUAUUUAUCCUUCUAUCUUUUGAUCAUUCUUUCAUUGUUUCCACAUUCUUUCAUUAUUUCUAUUUGCUUUCUUAAUUUUUUCCACUCCUCUUUCUUUCUUUCUUUCUUUAUUGGUUCUACCUUGGACUAUCACCGUGGUACAAGGAACCGGACCAUAACAUUUUCUUUCUAUCUUUCUUUUCCACUAUCUUUCUUUAUUUUCAAUUUUCUAUUCCACUUUCUCGUUUUACUUAUCUUCCAAUAUCUUCCUUUAUUUCUUAAUUUCUUUUCCAUUUUUUGUUCCUUUUUUUGUUACUUUCCGUUUUCUUUCGUUGUUUCUUUUCAUCUUUCUUUCUUUCUUUCUUUCUUUCUUUCUUUUAAACUUUCUUUCUUUUCCACUUUUCUUUCAUUGUCUACUCAUUUUCCACUUUCUGUUUUUCUUUCUUUUUCCUUUCUUUAUUUCUUAUUUCCUACUUUCCUCCCUUCUUUCUUUCUUUCUUUCUUUCUUCUUUCCUUUCCACUUUCUUUUUCUUUCAUUCUUUUUUUCUAUUACCUUUCUUUCUUUCUUUCUUUCUUUCUUUCUUUCUUUCUUUCUUUCUUUCUGUCUGUCUUUGUUAAUUUCUCUUCAACUUUUCUUUCCUUCUUUCUUUGUUUUCCACUUUCCUUUUUCUUCCACUUUUGUUUCUGUUCCUUUUUGUCUUUCCCAUUUUCCUCGAGGCAUUUCCUUGUUUCUUUCUUAAAUUUUUAUCUCAGUAUAUAUUCUCGUCUGUUUAUUUCUUUCUGUUUGAUACAUACUGUAUUUCUUUCUUUCUUUCUUUCUUUUUUUCUUUCUUUCUUUCUUACUUUUUUUUCUUUCUUUCUUUCUUUCUUUCUUUCUUUCUUUCUUUCUUUUGCCUUCCUUUCUCUCUUUUCGAAUUUCUUUCUUAAAUUCUCUUCCAUUUAUCUUUACUUUUUUUUAUUUUCUACUUUCCUUUCUCUUCUACUUUUGUUACUUUUUUUUUCUUUUCCUUUUCAUUUUCCUCCAGGUAUGUCUUUGUUUCUUUCUGAAACGUUUAACUUUUAUUCGUUUCUUUCACUUUGA